Doryrhamphus excisus (bluestripe pipefish) is the source of this 1005-nucleotide messenger RNA. Its product is annotated as trans-1,2-dihydrobenzene-1,2-diol dehydrogenase-like. The record is from RefSeq and is a predicted model, not a curated record. Lineage: Eukaryota; Metazoa; Chordata; Actinopteri; Syngnathiformes; Syngnathidae. Gene Ontology annotation, molecular function: nucleotide binding.
AUGGCCAUCCGAUGGGGACUAUGCGGCGCCGGGAAGAUCAGUCAUGACUUCAGCGUGGCACUAAAUACUCUUCCUGCUGAGCAUCACCAGAUACAGGCGAUUGCGUCAAGGAGUUUAGAGCGGGCACAAGAGUUCGCCAAGCAGCACGGUGUACUCAAAGUGUACAGCAGCUAUGAAGAGCUGGCUAAGGACCCAAACAUUGACAUUGUCUACCUGGGAGUGUUGCACACAGAACACUGGCGAGUGGGCCUCCUCUUCCUCAAUGCUGGCAAGAAUGUUCUUUGUGAGAAACCCUUCGCCAUGAACUCCAGGCAGGUGAAAGACCUCGUGGGUGCCGCUAGGAAGAACAAGGUAUUUUUGAUGGAGGCCGUCUGGUCCCGGUGCUUCCCGGCCUACACUGAAGUGCGCCGGGAGCUGGCUGAGGGUUCCGUGGGGGACGUGAAGCUGGUCAAGGCCUACUUCGGCUCGCCUCAACUCAGCAUCCCGCGUUCGGUGGAGAAGGACCUCGGGGGCGGGGCCUUGCUGGACAUCGGCAUGUACUGCCUGCAGUUUGUCCUGAUGGUCUUCGACGGGGAGAGGCCGGAGUCUAUCCAAGCCACGGGGGUGCUGCUUGACUCGGGAGUGGACGAGUCAAUGGUUGUGGUGAUGAAGUUUUCCCAGAAGAGGAUGGCUGUGUGCACAUUCUCCAUCGCUGUCCGUCUUCCCAACGACGCCGUCAUUAGCGGCACCAAGGGAUCCAUUCAAGUGUGCGGGCCCAUGCAUUGUCCCACCAGGCUGGUGGUUAACGGAAAAGUGAGCGAUUAUCCUCUACCAGAACCUGCCCUCCCCCUGAACUUCACCAACAGUACUGGACUUCGCUACGAGGCUGAGGAAGUGAGGCAAUGUCUGCUUAAAGGUCUCAAGGAGAGCCCACGGAUGCCUCUGGCAGACUCCAUCUUACUGACAGAGAUCAUGGAUGAAAUCAGGAAGCAGGUGGGAGUCGUCUUCAGCCAGGACAGCCAAUGA